This is a messenger RNA of Peromyscus eremicus (cactus mouse), 3147 nucleotides long. It is a transcript of the gene Fer, whose product is annotated as FER tyrosine kinase. Gene Ontology annotation, molecular function: non-membrane spanning protein tyrosine kinase activity; ATP binding. Lineage: Eukaryota; Metazoa; Chordata; Mammalia; Rodentia; Cricetidae. The record is from RefSeq and is a predicted model, not a curated record. The transcript is spliced from 19 exons. The coding region runs from base 200 to 2668 and encodes 822 amino acids. Gene Ontology annotation, biological process: chemotaxis; regulation of mast cell degranulation; cell adhesion.
GUUCUUUUGGCUAGACCUAUGACCACUGCGUGAGACUUCACUGCACGCUUUCCCAAGUGACUUCCUCAUCCCUAGUGUGUAAUUCCUCACCAUGGACCUGCUCCUUUAGCUAAGACGUGGCCAGCAAUGCUAGUAGUAAGAGAUGUGCUGACUAGCAGGCUCACUUGUACGGUGUAGAAGACAAGCAGUACCUUACAAGAUGGGAUUUGGGAGUGACCUGCGGAACUCACAGGAAGCUGUGUUAAAGUUGCAGGACUGGGAAUUACGGUUCCUGGAAACAGUGAAGAAAUUUAUGGCCCUGAGAAUAAAAAGCGAUAAAGAAUAUGCAUGCAAUUUACAGAAUCUUUGUAAUCAAGUUGAUAAAGAAAGCACUGUGCAGGUGAAUUACGUCAGUAAUGUGUCCAAGUCUUGGCUACUGAUGAUUCAGCAGACAGAGCAGCUUAGUAGGAUAAUGAAGACGCACGCGGAGGACCUGAACUCCGGGCCCUUGCACAGGCUCACCAUGAUGAUCAAGGACAAACAGCAGGUGAAGAAGAGCUAUGUGAGCAUCCACCAGCAGAUAGAGGCAGAGAUGAUCAAGGUCACAAAGACAGAAUUGGAGAAAUUAAAAUCCAGCUAUCGACAGUUAAUAAAAGAAAUGAAUUCUGCCAAAGAGAAAUACAAAGAAGCCCUAGCCAAAGGGAAAGAAACAGAAAAGGCCAAGGAGCGCUAUGACAAAGCUACAAUGAAGCUUCAUAUGCUGCAUAAUCAGUAUGUAUUGGCACUGAAGGGGGCACAGCUCCAUCAGAGUCAGUAUUAUGAUACCACACUUCCUCUGCUGCUGGACUCUGUGCAAAAGAUGCAAGAAGAAAUGAUAAAAGCACUAAAAGGUAUAUUUGAUGAAUAUAGCCAGAUAACAAGCCUUGUUACAGAGGAGAUAGUGAAUGUCCAUAAAGAGAUUCAGAUGUCCGUCGAACAGAUAGACCCUAGCACAGAAUAUAAUAAUUUCAUAGAUGUUCACAGAACAACAGCUGCUAAAGAACAAGAAAUCGAAUUUGAUACUUCCUUAUUAGAAGAAAAUGAAAACCUUCAGGCAAAUGAGAUCAUGUGGAAUAAUUUAACAGCAGACAGUUUGCAAGUAAUGUUGAAGACUUUAGCAGAAGAGCUCACGCAGACACAGCAGAUGCUCUUAAACAAGGAGGAGGCUGUCCUGGAGCUGGAGAAGAGGAUUGAAGAAUCUUCUGAGACCUGUGAAAAGAAGUCUGACAUUGUGCUGCUUCUGGGCCAAAAACAGGCACUUGAAGAGUUGAAACAGUCAGUCCAGCAGUUGAGAUGCACUGAGGCAAAGUGUGCAGCACAGAAAGAAUUAUUGGAGCAAAAAGUACAAGAAAAUGAUGGGAAAGAACCGCCUCCUGUGGUGAAUUACGAAGAAGAUGCACGAUCAGUCACAUCAAUGGAGCGAAAGGAGAGGCUAUCCAAAUUUGAAUCUAUUCGUCAUUCAAUUGCUGGAAUAAUUAGGUCUCCAAAAUCGGCCCUGGGCUCAUCAACACUCUCUGAUGUGACCUCUAUGAGUGAGAAGCCCCUGGCGGAGCAUGACUGGUACCAUGGCGCAAUCCCCAGGAUAGAGGCCCAAGAGCUACUGAGGCAGCAAGGAGACUUCUUGGUGCGAGAGAGCCAUGGGAAACCCGGUGAAUAUGUCCUUUCUGUGUACUCAGAUGGACAGAGGAGACACUUCAUCAUACAGUUUGUCGAUAAUCUGUAUCGAUUUGAGGGCACUGGGUUUUCAAACAUCCCUCAACUUAUAGAUCACCACUUCUCAACCAAACAGGUCAUCACCAAGAAGUCUGGGGUGGUUCUGCUGAAUCCUAUUCCUAAGGAUAAGAAAUGGAUUCUCAAUCAUGAAGAUGUUACAUUGGGAGCAUUACUGGGCAAGGGGAAUUUUGGUGAAGUAUAUAAGGGUACACUAAAGGAUAAAACUGCUGUUGCUGUUAAAACGUGCAAAGAAGAUCUUCCUCAGGAAUUAAAAAUCAAGUUUUUACAGGAAGCCAAAAUUCUCAAGCAAUACGAUCACCCCAAUAUUGUCAAACUUAUAGGCGUGUGCACCCAAAGACAACCUGUCUACAUCAUUAUGGAACUGGUCCCAGGAGGUGAUUUCCUGUCCUUUCUGAGGAAGAGGAAGGAUGAACUAAAGCUCAAGCAGCUAGUCAGGUUUUCCUUGGAUGUUGCAGCUGGCAUGUUGUAUCUCGAGAGCAAGAACUGUAUACACAGGGACCUUGCUGCAAGAAACUGCCUGGUAGGUGAAAAUAAUAUUCUGAAAAUCAGUGAUUUUGGAAUGUCUCGGCAAGAAGACGGCGGAAUAUAUUCAUCCUCUGGGUUAAAGCAGAUUCCCAUUAAAUGGACAGCACCAGAAGCUCUUAAUUACGGGAGAUACAGCUCUGAAAGUGACGUGUGGAGCUUUGGCAUCCUCCUCUGGGAGACCUUCAGCCUAGGAGUCUGUCCGUACCCUGGAAUGACAAACCAGCAGGCCCGGGAGCAGGUGGAAAGAGGAUACCGGAUGUCCGCCCCACAGAACUGUCCAGAAGAGAUUUCUAAAAUCAUGAUGAAGUGUUGGGAUUACAAGCCUGAGAACCGCCCUCGGUUCAGCGACCUUCACAAAGAGCUCACUGCCAUCAAGAAGAAAAUCACAUAGUGCCGGCCAGGGCCAGACUCCACCUGCAGGACUCUGUCCUCAGCCACCCCGACCUUAUACCACCUUACUGCAGCCAUCUUGGAAGGUUAUGUUUUUUAUUAACCGGGUUUUUUAAAGUCUGUUCCACUUUAAAAAUAUGUUAAAAGCAAAUUUAUUCAAGAAAUAAACAGUCCUACCCAGGGCCGUAUUAGCUAACCACAGAACCCUACCGUGUGAGGCCGCUGUAAAGAGAAAAGCACAGGUCUAACUGAGAAGAUAAAAGGCCUAUGUUUUCAUGCCUAGGACCAUUGAUGCUCCGCCAAGUUUUUCUACUUGAGGCACAGCCCAUGGGCUACUGUCUUCUGCCACAGGCCUUCCUCAGUUGGUGCUAUAAACAGCGUUGGUAGCGCAUGCUCGCAGGACGCGUUCCCACCACAGUUGGCUCUCUACUCUGCCAAGGCGAGAUUGUAUCUAUAAAUAUAAUCAUAUAUUGGGAAUUA